Messenger RNA from Hypanus sabinus (Atlantic stingray), 6966 nucleotides. It is a transcript of the gene cd109, whose product is annotated as CD109 molecule. The transcript is spliced from 33 exons. The record is from RefSeq and is a predicted model, not a curated record. Gene Ontology annotation, cellular component: extracellular region. Lineage: Eukaryota; Metazoa; Chordata; Chondrichthyes; Myliobatiformes; Dasyatidae. The coding region runs from base 208 to 4572 and encodes 1454 amino acids. Gene Ontology annotation, molecular function: endopeptidase inhibitor activity.
GAGAAUAUCAUAGAGCGUCAGAGAGCAAAAGUGCGCCAAGAAGAGGAAGGUGCGACAGAGAGACAGGCAGGUGUACAGAGAGAGAGAGAGAGAGAGAGAGAGAGAGAGAGAGAGAGAGUAUUUCAAUGUUAUAGAGUGUCGGAGAGCAAAAGUGUGCAAAAAGAGGAAGGUGUGACAGCGAGACAGCCCCCGCCUGAACCCGGCAACAUGCAGCCUCUCACCGGCACUCUGUUCCUCUCUGUACUGCUGUUGUUCAUCACCCUCUCCAGCUGCAACUUUACAAGACCAACCUAUGUCAUCACAGCACCGAGAAAGCUGUCAACCAGACUCAAUAUGACCUUCACCAUCUGCAUUCUGGAAGGUAGCCAGAGCCCUGUGACAAUAACAGCCCGCAUCAGCGACAAGGGCCAGAACAUUACCAGUGCCACAGAUACCUUCCACCCAGGUAGCAUUGGAAAACUGGUUCUGCCCACAGAAGGCUUGCCAGAAAACCGAUAUAAUUUGGUGGUGGAGGGCCAUGGAGACCAGAACUUACUGUUUUCCGAAAGCAGCUCUGCGGAGAUUAUUCCCGAGAGGGUCUCUGCAUUGAUUCAGACAGACAAGGCGAUGUACAAACCAGGACAGACUGUGAAAAUUCGAGCCAUCUGCAUCUACACAGAUUUGAAACCAUACCUGGGCAAGAUAAACAUCCUCAUUUAUAACCCACAAGGAUCGGUGAUCCAGCAAUGGACGGAUUUAGAGACGACGUUAGGUGUUGUAUCCAAAGAAUUUUUAUUGUCGCCCAAUGCUCUGCAAGGCAGCUGGGAGAUACGUGUCACAUUUAAUGAGGUAAUACAGAAGAAGACAUUCAGUGUGGCCGAGUAUGUGUUACCUCGUUUUGAAGUUUUGAUCAACACAUCCUCUGUAUAUUUUAUACUGGAUCAAAUGAGCCUAACUGGGAGCAUCACUGGACGAUACCUCUAUGGAAAACCUGUAAAAGGAAAUGUGACCAUCAUCCUAUCCUUGCCAUACUUCUCUCAGACACUAAACAAAACGUUUGAGAUCAUUGGGACUGCUGAUUUUGCCUUCCUUUUCUCUGAACUGCGCGAGUUCAUCCUUGGCGUUUAUGCACCCUAUUUAGACUUCGAUGGUAUACCCUUCUCAAAUCAGACGAUGAAAGCGUACAUUCUGGAAAAAUCAGCCUUACUAAUUGGCUAUUGGAAGCACCAGGUGAUGCUCAAAGCAGUGGUCACUGAGUAUCAUACAGGUGUAGUACAGUCAGCAACAACAAACAUUACAUUAUCCUUCAGGAAAUACUACCUGGCUGUCCUGGACCAUAUGAAGAUCUUAAAGCCAUCUAUGAAUUUCACGGCCUAUGUGCAGGUGAAGCGAAAUGACCAGCAAAAAAUCUCGCCUCAGGACAGGCAGAACCGCUUGACCGUUAUGGUCAGCCAGGCCCAGAACAUCCCAGGAAGUAAAGAAACAUUGAUGCGAACCCUGCAGACCUUCAAUUUCAGCGUCCCUGAGAAUGGGCUUGUUCAAGUUCAGUUUCCAUUGCUGCCACAUGUUGUCAGCUUGUGGGCAGAGGUGACAUUUGAGGAUGCAUCAGCAGGUUUAAAUGUGAGACAAACUUACCGCACACCGGCCAUCUUCCUCCACCUUCAGAGCUCUACUGUCAAGGUGGGAACACCAUUUGAAUUUUCCAUUGAAAGUUUUGAGUUACCAAUCGAGUUUACCUACCAGGUGAUAUCAAAAGGGCAAAUGGUAGCUAUCGGCAAAAGUAACCUGACUCAAGUCCAGUUAACACCUGAUAUUUCUUGGGCACCGGCAGCACACCUCAUUGUCUAUUUCAUCAAAUAUUAUCUCAUGGUCAGUGAUGAAAUCCUUUUGAACGUGGAAGGAAUCUUUACAAAUAAGGUUUCACUUUCCUGGAGUACAGAGCAGGCAAAGCCAGCUGACAGUGUCUCUCUCAAUGUGUCUACCAAUGAGGUCAACUCACUUGUUGGGAUCCUGGUCGUGGACAAGAGCGCGCAGCUUCUCAAGGGAGGAAAUGACAUCACCGAGGAACUGGUCCUUCAGACACUGAUCAACACAGCUGAAGAUAACACAGGAUUUCCCUACAGCCACAAUGUAUUUCAGAUGAGUGGGCUAAUAAUAUUAACAGAUGCUCGGAUCCCGCUCACUGAGUCUUUGUACCCAGUCCUAUAUAACGCCGAUCCUGAGUUUAAGCUCGAAAGUUUCGCUGAUGUAGAAGAAGAAGAAGAGCCAGAAGAUCAAAGAGUCCGGACAUAUUUCCCAGAAACUUGGCUAUGGUUGGACAUGUUAACUGGUCUGAAUUCGGAGAUCAGCAUCCAAAGGACAGUCCCUGAUUCCCUCACCACCUGGACGGCCAGUGCUUUCGCAAUUUCCAAAAACCAAGGCCUUCAGCUGGCGACUGUACCUGCACAGCUGGAGGUCUUCAAGUUUUUCUUUCUGGAGUUAAACCUCCCAUACUCUGUGACCAGAGGGGAACAACUAAUCCUGGAAGUAAAUAUCUUCAACUACCUGGAACAGACAUUGGAGGUUCAGGUGACCGUGGAGCUGGGUGACUUCUUUGAGUUUACCACGGGGCCAAGUGAAGACAUGGCACUGAACAGCCAGAGUGGGUCCGUGAGGACACAGGAAGCCCACGUGUUCUACUUCCCCGUCACUCCAAAGGCUCUUGGAAAGGUUCCUAUCACAGUGAAGGCCAGGACUGCAGUCGCAUUUGAUGCUGUCACCAAGCAUAUUCUAGUGAAGGCUGAAGGGAUACAGCAGUCAUUCUCCAAGGCCCACCUCAUCGUGGUGGAAGACAACAAUCAGCUCUGGACCAAGGAAGUGCAGUUCAACUUUCCCCUGAACGUCGUGGAAGGCAGCGAGAGGGCUUAUGUCACUGUGAUUGGUGAUAUAUUGGGACCUUCCAUUAAUGGCUUGGAAAACCUGCUUCAGAUGCCCUACGGCUGUGGUGAACAAAACAUGAUAAUGUUUGCUCCAAACAUCUACAUCAUGCAGUACUUGGCAUCUGUAAACCAAGUGACCGAGGAGAUAAAGGAAAAAGCUUUUGAAUACAUGGUCCAAGGUUACCAAAGGGAGUUAACGUACCAACGGACUGAUGGCUCCUUCAGUGCCUUUGGAAAUUCGGAUUCUUCUGGAAGCACUUGGUUGUCGGCCUUUGUACUGAGGUGCUUCUUACAGGCACGGGAGUUUAUCUACAUCGACUCAAAUGUGGUGGACAGGGUUACAUCCUGGAUAAUAAAGUACCAGAAUAAAAGUGGGGAAUUCAUGGAACCGGGGAGAGUGAUUCAUACAGAGCUACAAGGAGGACAGAAUGGACCCAUCACGCUCACAGCCUACGUUCUUACAGCCCUCUUGGAGGAUCCAAAAAUCAAGGUUACUGUUUUAGCUCAGGUAUCAAGUGCUGUCUCAUAUCUUGAAGGCAAGUUUCGCGAUGGGAUCCAUAGUAACUACACCCUGUGCCUCACAACAUAUGCACUAACUUUAGCCAAGAGUAAGCUUGCAAAAGAAGCACUCGAUGAACUGAACCGGAGGGCAGACCAACAGGAUGGUGUAAAAUAUUGGUCAUCGCCCGUGAACAGACCUUCACGGUGGAUGCAGGGCGUCCUGUCGUCCGACAUUGAGGUGGCUGCCUACGCUCUGAUGUCAUACUUGAGGCAGAGCAGACUCUUGGAAGGUAUCCCCGUCAUGAAGUGGCUCAGUCAACGCCGGAACCAUCUGGGAGGCUUCUCCUCCACCCAGGACACGGUAGUGGCGCUCCAGGCUCUAUCGCAGUUCACAGCAGAGAAUAUCGCUCCUUCGACAGACCUGGAGGUGUCAAUCAGCGGAUCCGGGCUCCUUGACCCGGCAACCUUGACCAUCUCUUCCACCAACAUGUUCGUCCUGCAGACAGUGGAGCUUGGCAUUGAGCAGCCUCUGAUGGUGACGGUGACAGCAAAGGGUCAAGGCAUGGCCAUUUUUCAGCUUAAUGUUCUCUUCAACCUGGAGAGUAACGUUCUGGCGAUUGAGAAGCGAUCGGUGGAGUCAGAGGAGGCGUUUGAUUUGGACAUUACUGUUUCAGACAACAUACUUGACCUAAAUCAUCUGUCUCUGAUGAUCUGUACCCGGUUCCGAGGUGAUGGAAAUCACUCAAUCACUGGAAUGGUCCUGAUGGAAGUUGGGAUGCUCAGUGGUUUCAUUCCAGAGACUGAUAGCAUCCACACCAGUGAUGUCAUCAAGAAGGUGGAAUUUACAAAUGGAAACGUUAAUCUGUACUUUGAUUCAUUGAAUGAAACAGAAGUCUGUGUGACCAUCCCAGUAAUAAGAGAUUCCAAGGUAGCGAAUGCCCAGGAUGCUGUGGUGAGCAUCUUUGAUUAUUAUGAGCCAGGACAAAAAGCAGUGAAGACGUACAACUCGGAAGUGAUGUCCAGAACCGAUUUCUGCACCCUCUGCAGUUCGGACUGCGAGGCGUGCCACCCCACCUUCAGCUUACCAUUCACUGCUGCAGCGAGCACGCCAGCUCGAGGGCGCCAAGUUGCACUCUUGCUGUGCCUCGUUAGCAUUUAUCUUGGCUUGACUUAAUUACACACUCCAAGUCAACUGUAGAGCUUUGUGGUCCUGGGGAAUUGAUUGUUAUUUUGUUUGAAGGUGUUUUAAUGCCAAAACAUAUUUGAAUCAGGCUUAGCAACUACUGUAUCCUUAACGCUGCUUUUUAAAAUAAUCCUUGCUGAUUUUCUUUUUUGCGUUUAUCAGUUGUUUGUGGGUAUAAAGAGGUAUUUGUUCUGUCAGUGCUUCUGCACCAACCACCCUACAAUGUCGGAGUCGCAACUGGUUUUGGUUAGGCUCUCCAUGAACUAACUAUGAUCCAGAUUGGAGAGGAAGUGAGAGCAUCCAGCGUCCUGAAUUUACAACCACCAUUAUAGCAACAUUGAAAUGACUGGAACAAUCUUUGGAUUGGCCUGCAGGCUGUUUUUCCUUCUGAAAGCACGAUAUGUUUCAAAAUCUGCGAAGGAAAACAAACCCUUGGUGUUAUACGUGUGUGUCUGUGGUGCGUGAUGAAUGCAUCAGGUUAUAGAUGUUUGUGAUAUAGUCAGGGUGGCAAAGGUUACGCGGAGAAGGCAGGAGAGUAGGGUUGAGAGGGAUAAUAAAUCAGCCAUGAUGCAAUGAUGCAGACGAUGGGCUGAAUGGCGGAAUUCUGCUUCUAUGUCUUAUGAUAUUUUUGUCAUAUCUUUAAACUUUGAAUUUUGAUCUUAUAGUCUUUUGAGUGCACAUGUGUGUGCGCUUGUGUGUGUAUGUGUGUUUGUGUGCUUCUGUGCGUGUGUGUGUGUGAGUGUGUGUUUGUGUGCGCUUGUGUGUACAUCUGACAUCUGAUUGUUCAAAGUCAAAGUAAAUGUAUAAUCAAAGAAUGUUUAUACUACCUUGAGGUUCACUCUCUUCCCAGCAUUUCUAGGUUAAGGGUGAGAGGCCAAAUAAUUAAAUGGAACAGGAGGGGGAGCUUCUUUGCUCAGGGUGGUGAGAGUGUGGAAUGAGCUGCCCUCGCAAGUGGUGGAUGUGGGUUUGAUUUGAAAGUUUAAGAGAUAUUUGGAUGGUGGAGGAUGGAGAGCAUUAGAUCAGGUGCAGGUCAACAGUUCAGCAUGGACUGGAUGGGCCAGUUUCUGAGCUGCAGUGAACUAUGGACCUACAGUUUCUCAGUAGCAGGUUCUGACCAUGCCGGUCAGGUUUAAUCCAGUUCUGUACAGUUACCAGUUAUUUUCAGGUGCACAUGCAUUGGUUCCCUGUGAGGAAAGCAUGCGCACAAGUUACCAGAGAGUUUUAAUUCUCACAAGCUCUGGAUGCAGUAAGAUUUGACAGUACUACAGUUCCCUGAGGCUUUAGACAAAGCAAGAGAUUUUUUGCCCCAUUGUGCCUUAAACAACUCUUGGAUAAUCUCACUCUAUCCUCACACAAAACACUGGAGGAACUCAGUAGGUCAGCAACAUCUAUGGAGGCAAAUAAACAGUCGACGUUUCAGGCUGAGACUCGUCAUCAGGACUCGGUCCGGAGCGCUGACUGUUUAUUCCCCUGCAGCGUUCUGUGCGUUUGCUCAAAUCUUCCAACAUCUGCAGAAUCUCUUGUACUGCAAAAUUCAAAGUAUGUAUACCAUAUUCAACCUUGAGAAUGAUCUUCUUUCAGGCAGCUGCUAGACAAAGAAACAUAGCAGAGUUCCUGAAAAGCCCCUCACCACAAAGACCAUCGUACACCCGAUGUGUGAAAAAAGUAAACAAAUAACACGAACUGCAGAGUCCCCGGAUGUGAUUCCACAGCCACAGAGACGGCUCAGUGCUGAGCUGAGUGAAGCGGGUCUGGGAGUUUGAUGCCUGCAGGCCACCGUUUCUCACUCUUUCCUCUCUCCCGCCCCACACGUGCAACUACACAGUCGCUGGGCCUGUAGUUUCCCUACUGGAGGGUGGGUUAAGCCAGAGCAAAGGAGGAUGAGAGGUGGCUUACUAUAGGUGUACAGGAUGAUUGAGUGGACAGCCAGAGACUCCUUUUCCCCAGGGCAGAAAUGGCCAAUAUGAGGGGGCAUAACUGGAAGGUGACUGAAGGAAAGUAUGGGGGGAUGUUAGAGGUAAGUUCUUUUACACUACGAGCGGUGAGUGCCAGGUGUAGUGGUAGACACAGAUACAUCAGGGACGUUGAAGAAGCUCUUAGAUAGACACAUGGAUGAUAGAAAAAUGGAGGGCUAUGUAGGAAGGAAGGGUUAGAUUGAUCUUAGAGUAGAUUAGGCAGUCAGCACAUCAUCGUGGGCUGAAGGGCCUGUACUGUGCUGAAAUAUUAGUUGUUCUAUUUUCUAUCUACAAUGUCAACCCUGUUCCCUUUAGACGAAGCUGCCAAUGCAAAUUAAAUAGCAAGAUUGCCUUUUCUAAUAAGCUGUCCCAAUCAUUCUUGCCUAGCUGCUCUUAAAUAAAGAACUACAAAAUAAAUUGGUGAAGUAAA